Messenger RNA from Arachis ipaensis, 1503 nucleotides. NCBI's taxonomy places the organism in Eukaryota, Viridiplantae, Streptophyta, Magnoliopsida, Fabales, Fabaceae. The record is from RefSeq and is a predicted model, not a curated record.
CUCUAAAUUUUUAAUAAAAGCAUUUCUAUUUAGCAGAACCGCGCCAGCUACUGUGGUAUCACUGAAGAAGCUCAACAAAUGGCGGCUACCAACUCAAACUCUGAGAAUGUUCAGAAACCAAGUUUCGAAACGUUUCAAUUAUUCUCUUCCACCGCUUCUGGUUUUGGAAUUUUCGACGAUCCUGCACAACAAGCACCUUCUAUACCUCCUCCUCCUUGCGUUGAAGUUCUCCCCUCUGAGGUUCAUUCUUCCGUCAAACACAGUGUGGAAUCAGUAAAUUUAGAUGGAAUUACUUUGCUCAAGGGCCGAGUGAAUACCCAACAAGUUUUUGGUUUAUCUAACUCUGACUUAGUUCCUGGCAAAUAUGAAGUUACCAAAAAUGUUUGGCUGUGGAUUCUAGGGGGUUUGAAGCUGUGGGAAGGUUCGCUUGAUCUGAUUAAAGCCCUUCGUUGUGAUAUCAAAAGUGGGCUUAUCUCGUUUGGCGGCAAGCGAGUGUUAGAGCUUGGAUGUGGUCAUGGACUGCCUGGAAUCUUUGCAUUGUUUGAGGGGGCAGCUGCUGUACAUUUUCAAGACUUCAAUGCUGAGGUUCUACGUUGCCUCACCAUUCCCAAUUUAAAUUCAAAUCUUUCCAAUAAGUCUCAUCCACUGUCAUCAAACUUGACAAAUUGUGACAAGAUAGACGUUCAUUUUUAUGCUGGUGACUGGAAUGAAGUUGAUAAGCUGCUUCCUUAUGUUGCUACACAUGUAGAAGACAAUCAAAAUGCUGGUUAUGACUUUAUUCUAAUGGCAGAGACAGUUUACUCAAUCAACAGUCUCCAAAAUCUCUAUAAUCUUAUCAAGAAGUGCCUCCGACAUCCUGAUGGGACUUUGUAUUUUGCCGCAAAGAAAUAUUAUUUUGGAGUAGGUGGUGGAACUCGGCGUUUUCUGUCUGUGGUUGAGAAAGAUGGCGUGAUGGCUAGUAGUCUGGUUGCUGAAAUCACAGACGGUUCAUCUAAUGUGCGAGAAGUGUGGAGGCUUAAACCCAAAGAAUAUCAUCCCUCAUUUUCAUGCUGCUCUUGCUUAUACUGUUGUUGGUUUCCUUGGAAUGUUCGUUUUUAUUGGGAUUUGGAGAAAGGAAAAAGCCAACCCAUGUGGCUUCAAGGAAGCAAAAUCCAGUAUAGAUGAUAGCAGCAUUGCCAAAGCACCCUGAUCUGAACUGGUUUGAAGGGGGAGGAAGACACCCUUCAUUUUUACUGUAAGCUUCGCCACGUUCACCACCGUUGCAAGCUGGUUUAUCUCUGCCAAGAGCUCCAUAAGAAAUAUACUUCUUUUCCUCCAGAAAUCGUCGGCUUAUUUCCGAUUCCAUCAACAUCUCAUAUUCUUGGUUGCAUUCAGCUAUAGAACCAUUGCAUGUGUAUGUGUAUGCAUGAUUUGUUUGCGAGAAUACAGUUGUACUUAAAUGCAUAUAGCUAACUAUCAUGAAGCAACAGAAAUUCUGAAACCUAAUGGUAUAUUCUGAAUCCA